AGAGGCUGCGCGGAGUCGGAGGAGCUGCUGGGGACGGAGUGCUCCUGGAGGCCCAGAAUCCGGCUUCCGGCUUCCCACUUCUCUGCUCUUUAAACAGGGAGGUGAAAAAGGAAGUAUUUGUUAAACCUGCUUCCGCAGUACACGCUCUGAGCACCCGCGCCUCACAGCCCCGCGCCGGCCAGAGCGAAAGCGGCGAGGUACAGACACUCAUAGGCCACGGUCGUCCCGGAGCACUCGAGCGGAACCUAGAGCCCGCGGUCUAAGUUCCUGGCCGAGCCUGAAACACGGCGAGCCAGUUCUUGGGCGCAUGCUCGCUGCAUUCUACGGCCCUCACCCGGCGCAGGCACAGGAGCGGCCCACAGCACGAUCCUCCCAGCUCCAGGUUCCCCCGCCCCCGCGGCUUCAGAGAUUGUUGAACGGUGUCGGCCCCCAGUCUUGUCGACUUCGCGCCUCCCCCGCGACUCAGAGGCAGAGUGACCUUGGCCGUAGUACAAACCGACCUAGGAACCAGAUGAGCAGAGACAUCUGCGUCCACACCUGGCCAUGCUCCUAUUAUUUAGAACUUGAGAAGCAAUGGGUCCCUGGAAAACUUUCAUUAACUUCUCUCUCACUAAAAUUUAUGACUGAUAAAACUAGAGAAAUUCUUGUCAACUUUCCUCUUUCUAGUAUAAUUGAGAUCAAGAAAGAAGCUUCUUAUUUUAUCUUCAGUUCUAUUACCAUCCUGGAAAAGGACCACAACAAGCACUGGUUCAGUUCCUUGCAGCCUAGUCGAAAUGUCGUUUUCAGCAUCAUCGAGCAUUUCUGGAGAGAGAUGCUGUUGUCCCAGUCAGGAGCUGCUGUUGAGGAAUCAUCCACCCCCAUGACCAAGGGGAAGGAGUUGACUGGUCUGAUGGCCUGUACCCAGAAGCGUCUGGAAGACACAGCCAGAGUCCUUCACCAUCAGGGCGAGCAGCUUGACAGUAUCUCGAGAGGCCUGGACAAGAUGGAAUCUGACCUGGAUGUGGCUGACAGGCUGCUGACAGAACUGGAGUCUCCUUCUUGGUGGCCCUUUAGCUUCAAGCUUUGGAAGAUGCCAUCAGAAACAAAGCCCAAGUGGGACGCCUCAAUGGCUAGUUCCAAAGCUUUUGGAAAAGAAGGGAUAGUGAUCAAAAUUCCUGCUGUUAUUUCCCAAAAAACAGAAUCUCAUGUUAAACCAGGAAGGCUCACCGUCUUUGUUUCUGGGUUGGAAAUCCACAACUCAGAUUCUUUGCUCAUGCACAGAUUUGAAAGAGAAGAAGUAGAUGACAUCAAGGUUCAUACACCUUAUGAAAUUAGCAUCCGCCAGCGGUUCAUUGGGAAGCCAGAUAUAGCUUAUCGUUUGAUAUCUGCCAAGAUGCCAGAGGUUAUCCCCAUUUUGGAAGUGCAGUUCAGCAAGAAGAUCGAGUUUUUAGAAGAUGCCUUGAUGCUCAGAAGCACUAGAACCUCUCCCCUAGCAGAGAAGGGCUACUCAGUCUGGCAUGCAGCAUCUGGGCUUUUGGACCGAGCCAUGCACUGUGAGCCCUCCUCAGGGAACCAGGAAGGGAGGCCACUUCAGCUACAGAUGAGCGAACCGUUAAUUUCCGAGGGGGACAGCCAGGAACUGAGACAGAUCCUGAGGAAACUAAAAGAUCUCGCGUUGGAUGCCGAAUCAGAGCUGGAGAGACAGGAUGAGGCCUUGGAUGGCAUCACUGCAGCUGUGGACCGGACAACCUUAACCAUUGACAAGCAUAAUCGACGAGUGAAAAAACUGACCUAGAAGGACAAGAAAGCAUAGAGGUGACUGCUUUUGUUGAGAAUCACUUCUCUGAGUACGUUGUUCUCAACUCCUGCAUGCUUCCUUUGAGAUGAAGACCCCAGGAAGUCAUUCCAAGCGCCCUGCCCCAGGAGGUGCACAGCUGCCUCAGGGUGAAGGGCUGGUGUUGACAGCUGUGAGCAGCUUAGCUUGGGGUGAUUGUGGCUUCCACCAAGGGAUUCCCUUGCAGGGAGCUGAAAGUGCAGCUGAAGGAGAGGAGUUCUGCCUGCAAAUACAGCGAGCCACUUCCUCCCAAGGCCCUCUCGGGCUGCUUGUGGAGUCAGGAGCACACACGCAUUCAAACAUGGGCUGAGCCCUAUUGAGGUGGCCACGACAGCAAGGUGGCUCUUCAUUCUGAGGGUGGGCUGCACCCAGCACUCAGGGACCACUUUGCUUGGCCACAAUCCCAGGUCUCCAGUGGCACAAUUAGCUGCAUUUUCAUCCUUUUUCCAUUCUUGAUAAGCAUAAAAAGGUUGGUUUAAGUCUCUGUGAAAGAAAUCUACUUAUUUCUAACCCUCUGCCUAUCUGAACACUCUAGGCAUAUCCUAUGUCAGCAAAAUCUCUUCUCCAGGAUCACAUUCAGGUCUGAGCCUGCCUCUCCUACAUGGGCUGCUCAGCACAGACCCCACUGCCUUCACUUUGUUCCUAUUUUCUUUGGUGAACAGGUCAGUUUCUUUUUGGUUGUAUUAUAAUUUCGAACCAAAGCUGAGUCUAGUAUACCUCAAGGUCAUCCUAUAAGCACCUGAAAUAUUUUCACUGCUCAGUUUUUAGUCAAACAUGAAAAUAGUACAUACUGCACCUAUUUUAAAAAGUGUUAAUUUUUGCUUUUUUGCCCCAUUUCUACCCGGAAACAAAAGAGAAAUGCUAGCUUUAGAAUAUUUUUUGAAGCUAUGCAUUGAUGCUGCUUUUUGCUUGGUUUUGGGUAUCUUAGUGUGUCCCUGGGAGAGCCCCUCAUGGGGAGACAAGAGGAAAGUAGAGAAGUGGGUGACCUCCCCCGAUUCUCACAACAAGCCACCUCCAGACUGCUUUGAAAUAGCAUCCCAAAGAACCUUGCACAGAGAGGCUCAUUUAGACCUUGUAGAGAUGUUACUUUGAAGCACCUUUCCUACAGCCCUCCUGGGAUGGCGCUCGCAAGCCCUGUGCUGCCUUGCUGCACCACUCCACUUGCAUACUAAGUCCUGGAUCGUUUUAAGAAUUAAUUCACAGAUGCAGUGUAAGUUUCCUGGGGCUGCCCCAACAAAGUACCACGAACAAGAGGCUUACAACAAUAGGAAUGCACUUCCGGAGGCCAGAAGUCCAGGAUCGAGGUGUAGGCAGGCUGUGCUCCUUCUGGAGAUUCUAGGAGAGGAUCAUUCCUGCCACUUCUAGUUGCUGGUACCUCUAUGUAUCCCUGAGCUUAUGGCCACAUCACCCCAAUCUCUGCCUCCAUCGUCAUGUGGCCAUCUUCCUGUGUUUCUGUGUCUCAAAUCUCCCUCUCCUCUCUCUUAUAAGGAUCCAUCCUAAUCCAAGGUCAUCUUAUCUUGAGAUCCUUACCUUGAUGACAUCUACAGAGACCCCAUUUCCAGAUAAGGUCACAUUCAGAGGUUCCCAGUGAGUAUGAAUUUUGGGUCACCUAGGGAUGCCCAGCCUUGUCAUAGCUGACCCAUUCCAAAAAGACAUGGAAAGUAGCACUUUUAGAAAGUAAUGUUCAUAGGGGUCUUUCAGUUCUUUCCUGUUUUGCAGUUUGGUAUAUUAUAUUCCUAGUCUCUGUUUGUCUUACUUGGUUCGUACUUACUAACCUCCAAAAUGACAGGUGGAUCUGUUCUGUCAAGGUUUCUCACUCUAAUGCAGCAUGUGAGCAGUUUGCUCUUGACCUUUCCUGGCACAUCAAGUGAUGGAGCUCUUGGAGCUCAUGGUCAUUCCAGGGGGUCUGAGCCCCAUGCAGCCCCUUCUAGUGCUUGAUGACAGGGAGGUCGGGGAGGACACGGCAGGUGUGAAGAUGUGUCAACAAGGACAGUUAUUGAGAGCUCAUGCCUAGAGGCAGCGGCAGCUGGAUCACAUCCCUAGGGAACUUGGAGGAAUGCUGGAGGAAAGGCAGCUCGUGCCCUGGGCACAGGGCAAGUGCAGGUGGGCAGGCUGCGCCCAAAUACUGUAGCUUCUCACAGCAGCCCAUGAAGAGUGAGUUCCCCUGAGGUAGAGUAUGUGGUUCUCACCGUGGCCACACACUGGGUUCAUGCCAGGAACUCAGAAGAUACAAACACACGCACACACGCGUGCACUGACCCCAGACCCCUCAGUCAGAAUCUCUGAGGGUAUAUACAUUACCCAGAUGUUUCUAAUGAGCAGAAGGGGAAGAUCCACAGGCCAGGUGACUUACUGCCACUAGACCUGCUCUCUCUCUACAUCUAGCUCUAGAGAGCCCUGAACAGCUGAAAUGAAAACGAAUCUGUCCCACUCAUGAUGCUCUUCUGAAUCCAGGUGGGCACUGCUCAAGAGUUCCCAGUGCAGCCUCCAGCAGCCAGCCAGCCUCUGCUUGUCCUGAAAACAGAUACCACCCAGCACUCAUGUGGCAUCAGGGCUAUACACACCUCGGCUGCUAACAGGCCUCUGGAAAGCAGGGGGCCAGGACUCUUGGUGAUCCCUCGCCAGGAGCAAGCCCUGGGCUCUCUGGGCCUCAUGCUCUCCUAAUCCAUCACCUAGGGAUGCAUAAAGCCCAGACACUCUGGGCAUGAAGGUGUGUGGUACAGAAGACAUUGUACUGUUAGAGGAUUAUUCUCCAGGCCUUUUCUCUCCCAUGAAUAGUUAAAUUGAUAGAGACUAUGGUCUGUUUAUGUGGAGACUUACAGUGUAAAAAAAAAAAAAAGGCCAUCAAGGGCCAUUUUAUGCUAUUUUUUUUAACCUUGGCCCUAGAGUUAACUUUUUUAACCUUAACCCCUUCCAGUAGCAGAAAAUCCAUGUGCCAAACUGUUAGUCACCAAGGCUGAAACAAAAUUGCCAGGAACCGUAUAACACCAGGCACUGAUUCCCCACCCCACGUGCACUAAUUCCACCUCCCAUUGCUCCCUCAACUUAUGGUGCACUGACUCUGUCUCCACACUUCAGACGUGGGAAGGACACGAGGGGGAACAGAUAUCAUGAUGCUCCUAGAAGCAGUACCAGGGGAAGGAGAUGAGCAGGUAGGCUGGUGAUCUCUCCUGCCAUCUUCAGGCAGCCCAGGUGGUAAGUGCCAUGAUGGUUAGAACCAAGUGGAUCCCAUCAGGUGAGUAGACCCUCUGGAGAGUGGCAGAAAGGGCACACUGAGCCUGUUGGCAUCAUCAUCGCUGGUGUUUGGAUCAGGACCCAUUGUGUCUCCUGUUGUGUUUUUUACUUUCCUGAUGUGGAGUAUGUCCUCUAACAUUGACAUUGGGUUUAUGUGUGGGGUCAGGCUCACCCACAUGAGUACCAAACUCUAUUUGCCGCUGUUUAGCCUGUGACUGAGGGAAUUAUGAGGGGAUUAUGUUAGUUUGUUGUCACCCCCUAAGGUGUUUGUACUUCCUAAAACAUGUAACACUUCGAGCUCAGUUUUACACUCUGUAGAGGUGGGCAGAAUACAAGACCCACGUCUGAUGCAGCUGUGAGACCAAUAUUGAGCUGAAAUGAAACUGCUUUGACAUUUCAUCAAAAAUGGCUGAUCCUUUUGUUUGUUUUGUUUCUAUAUAAGGGUCAGGUAGAAAAUACUUCAUCUUUCAAGCCAUAUGGUGUCUGUUGUGAACAAAUGGCCAUGCUGUGUUCCAGUAAAACUACCUGUGAGAUUAGAAUUUCAUAUAUGUCAUGUGUCCUGAAAUGUUAUUCUUGUUUUGAUUUUCUUCGUUCAACCAUUUGAAAAUUCAGACAUGUCCUUAGCUUGCAGACCAUAGGAGAACAGACUGCAGGGCUUUGUAGUCACCUGCCCAGGUGGGUGUGUUCCCUUUGAGGUUUCACAUAAAGUUGUCCAGCAUUGUCUGUCCUGGAGGGCAACUUACUUCCCUCCUCAGCCCCAAACUCAAGCAUGGCCUGAGCUCUUCACAUGCCACUGCUGCUGGUGGCCAAAGCUGAGCCUAGGGUUGCGGCUGGGAGGGUUCUGGGUAUUUUUGCCAUAAAAAAUAAAAAGGGCAUAAUGAAAAAGACAAAAAUGGCAUAAUGAAACAUGAAAAAUUAAUGACAAAAUCUUUAAAAGAUUUUAUUGUGGAAAAAUGAAAAUACUAAAAAUAUUUUAAUACAAUUAAAAUGUGUGUAGAUUCAUGGUUAUAGUUGUAUUUGGGUAUAACUUAGAGGAAGUGAUGAUACUUCCUUUCUCAAAGUCAGUCAUUAGGGAUUCAGGAUCUAAUGUCAGUUGUAAGUUCUUUAUGAUAUAAAAUAAUCUGUUGUCUCUUAAGGUUUUUCUGGAAGUAAAAUAACAGAUGAAGGAUGCUAUUUCUUAGCAAUAUAUUUCUUGUGUAUAACUGGUAGUACAUAUCUGGACUACAUUUAAAUGUUCCAUCACAUGUCCAGUUCUUAUAUUUAACCAGAUCAUCUAAGCAAGAUCUGUGCCAAAUGCCAAAAUUCUGGUUACAUCAUGUACUCCGCUAUCAAACAGCAAGAACGUUUCACCAUUUUCAAGAAACUUAUGCUCAUCAGGAAUCACAUAACCAUUUAUUUUUGUGAGGGAUAGGAGGUCCUAGAUUCUUCUUUUCCCUCCGACUUCUAAUAUUGCAUAAGUUUGGUAAAGAAAGCAUUAGAGAACAAGCUGCCAUAUCUAAAUUAGCUAAAGAAGCGAUAAUGCUCUCAAAGACUGCUGUGAAUUAGUUACUUUAUCUUUUAUGGCACAAUUGCCAUACAGCCAAUUAGUUGUGUGACUGAAAUGCUUGCAGCAAAGAUGCUUACAGCAAACAUACCGGUCAUAGGCUGGGAGACCCCUACCACCUUGUUUCUUACUGUGCUCAGCUGUUCAGAGCCUCAAAGCCUGCACUGAUGGCACAAAGUCAGUCCUGUUCCUUUUAAAGGCAGAAACAGGAAACUGUAGAGAGAGGGGAGUGAGAUGGGAAAUGGCAGGUACUGGUUUCCACAAGUGAUCUUCUCUGGAGGCCCCAAAUUAGCACACACACAAAUUUUAGGAGAGAGGAAAAAACAAAAGUCAAUCCUUGAGGGCUUCCCUGGUGGCGCAGUGGUUGAGAGUCCGCCUGCCGAUGCAGGGGACACGGGUUCGUGCGCGGUCUGGGAAGAUCCCACAUGCCGCGGAGCGGCUGGGCCUGUGAGCCAUGGCCGCUGAGCCUGCGCGUCCGGAGCCUGUGCUCUGCAACGGGAGAGGCCACAACAGUGAGAGGCCCGCGUACCGCAAAAAAAAAAAAAAAAAAUCCUUGAGACAUUUUCAAAUAACACAGGAAACUCAACUAUAUGCAGUCAGUUGGGGUGGGGGCUUUGGUUUUGGGUUUGAUGAAAUGGCCUCUUGGAGACACUUGUAUUGAUUGGCGCCUCAACCCUGGCAUGAGACCACACGACAAGCAGGUGCCUCCAAGGCCCCACUGGCCUCACCUGUGAGGAGCCCUCUCCCCUUUCACUGCUCCCAGUUUAAUUAUUAGCUAUGGGUUUGAAUAAAACUUGAAACACUUGCAAAUUGUAAUCAGUUUUCACAUUUGCAACUGAUUUCCACAGCCACAUAAUAUCUCAAGCUUUUGGCACCCAUCUGGAAACUAAGAACAGCAGUGGGUUUGCUCAGGAGGUAAUUUUCCCUGAUUCAUUUUGAAAGUGAAAAGUCACAGGGUUGGUCCUUCAGCUAGGGUGGUCCUGCUUCCCAAAAGGACUGCUCAGUCUCAUCCCUCAGCUUCCUCAGUGAGAAGUAGACUGGCAUGGGCAGAGUGGGGAAGGCAUAGAUUCAGAGACAGCAGGAGCUGCUCGCCAGCCCAGGAGAGCCAUUCAGGGGCCACAUGCAGUGUCCAGGUGAGGAGACCCAGGCUACAGGGGUGGGGAGCUAUGAGCAGGACCAUGGUCAAGGCUGUGUUCUGUGGGCCUGACUCAUGUCCUGCGCUCUCGCUGGUUAGGCAACGAAGUCCAGGCCAUCCCAUCAUGAGUGGCUACUGUCCUGGGGGGCACUGGUGCCGCACUAACUGUCCAACAUGUUCUCCCACCAGGUCUGAAGCAGCACUUGUUCCUCAGAGCCCUCUGGAUUUUACUCUUAUCACCUAUCACAACCUCUGCCCCUUUGUCUCACCCUGGGGAGGCAAGUGUGAGCUAGGGAAUGGGCAACUCACUUCCCCCAUCUAUCCCUUCUGGAGGUCGGAGGGUUAGGGAGAUCUAGGGCAUGUUUCCUAGAAUGAGUAAAGGGCAGGGUGCAGAAACCCAGCUGUACAUGAAGGAGGGUCAGGGCCUCACAGGUGUCCCAGGAUGCCUCUUCCUCCACACUCUUAGGCUGCUUCCACCCAUCAGCAGUGGCUGUUCUGUUCCCACGCCUGGCCCAUGGAGCUGGUGCUGAGAGAUUAAUGAGGCUGGCCGUUUUUUAGAGGCUCAGGGCAGAUGCCUUGGAAAGGGGUGGGAGGUGAGGUGCAGCCAUUGGGCUCCCACACCAUGGAGGGUGAGGAAAAACAGAGAAUGCACAGCCUUGUGAAGUCCCUUGGGUGUAGUUGUUUGGACCUUGCGCUGCAUUUUCCAAUGGAAAUGACGCUCUAGAGGGCAGUCUGUUUCCUAAUGUGAUGGCAGCACUGAGAUGCGCAGCAUGGGAAUGAAGAUGAUAGGGAUGGGUCAGAGGGCAAGGCCAGGGAUCCCAUUCCCAAGUGCCCAGUAAGUGGGUCAUCUGUGAAUCAAACACUCAAGUCUGCUCAUGUGUGCUUGCCUUGCUCUGAGUGCUUACCUUGCUCUGAGUGCUUACAGAAGCUCCCCAGAGGGGAGCUCUGUUUACCUUUCUUAUGGGCAAGGAAACAAACACCUAACUCCCACCCAGGGUCGGCACUCAAGCCUCUGGGGGCUGCUGAGAUCCUGACUGCCCAACAGGAGCAAACCCACAGGAAGGACUGUGGGGAGAAGGGAAAGUGUCCCAGGUCGUGGGUGUGGUCUGGAUGAGCCAGGGUUACUUACAGAUCCAAACCCACCCAUUUAUGCCCCAUCUCAUAGAAAACUGGUUUCUUUUCGGAAGCAGUAGCUGCCUGCUAAACUUUCAGACCACCUUUCUUACCAAUUGGCUUGUUCAUGUAGGACAUUGCCUUGGUGCAGGAGGGUCACAGAGAGGGGUUGAAGCAGUAGCUGGGGAGGCGGUGAGAUGCCCUCUGGGACACUCACUGUCCUGAUCCCUCCAGCUUAACCCCAAAUCAGGAGGUGCCUGAACCUGGAGCCUCACUCGCUCUGUGUGCUUGCUGGAGUGUGCAGUCAUGAGGAAAGACACCAUUGCAUCUUGUUCAAGCCCACUCUGACCUCUGGGUCCUAUGAAGUAAGCACUCUGCCCUCUUGGCAUCAUAAGCUAGCCUGAGGCUGCUCACAGCUCCACCCACUCUUGCUUGCUUAGCUCUCCCUUGUCACACUGCCCAGCACAGGAACAUCAUCAUGGGUGGGGUCUCCGUGUUACUCUGCCCUCAGGGUCCACAGACUUCAGCAUGGGUGGGUUCUCCCCAUCACCCAGCCCUUCACUCUUACCAGACCUUACAGCAUGGAGUAGGGUCUACCCCUCACCUGGCCUGGCUGCAAACUGUACAAAAGAGCAGAUGGAGGUGUAUGAUCUUCCUGGGGCUGCUAUAACAAAAUACCAUGAACUGGGUGUCUUGAAACACCAGAAUUUAAGCUCUCACAAUUCUGGAGGUCAGAAUUCUGAAAUCAAGGUGUCGGCAGGGCCCUGCUCUCCUCAGAGGCUCUAGGGGAGAAUUCUUUCACCUUUCCACUUUCUGAGGCUACGUCUCUCCAUUUCCACUGCAUCUUCGCAUUACCUCUUCCUCUUCUGUGUGUCUGUCUCAAAAUUCCCACUGCCUCUUUCCUAUAAGGACACUUGUCAGUGGAUUUAGCAUCCACCAGGCAAUCCCGCAUGAUCUGCUCAUCUUAAGAUUCUUAACCUAACUGCAUAUGUAGAGACACAUUUUCCAAGUAGGUCAUAUUUACAGGUUCCUGGAAUUAGGAUUGGACAUAUCUUUUGAGGGCAACAGUUCAGCCUAUUAUAGUCUGCCUGCUGUUCCUCCUAAAUUCACAUUCAUCCCACAUACAAAAUACAUUCACUCCAUCCCAACAUCUCCAAAAGUCUCAACCCAUUAUAUAACAGCUCUUCAUCCAAAAUCUCAUCUAAAUAUCAUCAGCUCUGAUCUCAUCAUCUGAAUCAUCUAAAUCCAGUAUUGGUGAGACUCUUGGUAUGGUCCAUCUGGGGCAAAAUUCCUCUCCAUCUCUGAUCUGUGAAACCAGAAAACAAAUUAUCUGCUUCCAAAAUACAGUGGUGGGACAAGCAUGUGAUACAUGACAGACUGUUCCUACUCCAAAAGGUUGGGGGAGGAGAGGGGGAGUAGAAGUUAGGAAGGGUCACCAGAGUUGCUUGUUUCCUGUCUGGCAUGUGAGGAGCUGGGAACUCGCCACUCCAUCUUAACAACAAUUUAAAAACUGAACAGACUGAAAAUGAACAACCCUUCUUGGAUCCAUUAAAGAAGUGAGUUCACAGGGCAAACCUCCUAACUCAUUCUAGGAGGCCAGCAUUUCCUUAAUACAAAAUCAGACAAAGGCAUUACAAGAAAACUACAGACCAAUAUUUCUCAUGACCAUAGAUGCAAAAACCCUCAACAAAAUAUUAGCAAACCAAAUCAACAAUGCAUAAAAUGAUUACACACAAUGACCAAGUGGGAUUUAUCCCAUGUUUGCAAGGCUAGUUUAACAUUCAAAAAACAAUCAAUAUAGUCCAUCACAUCAACAGACUAAAGAAGGAAAAUCACAUGAUCAUAUCAAUAGAUAUAGAAAAAGCAUAUGAUAAAAUCCAAUACUCAUUCAUGAUAAAAACAGCAAACUAGGAACAGAGGGGAGAUUGCUCAACUUCAUAAGGAACGUCUACAAAAAAAUCUACAGCAAAUAUCAUAAUGGUGAAAAACUAGAUGUUUUCCUGCUAGAAUCAGGAACAAGACAAAGGUGUUCCUUCUCACCCUUCCUUUUCAACAUUGUACUGAAAGCUAAUGCAAUAAAAUAAAAAAAAAAGAAAAGUAUACUGAUUGGGAAGGAAAAAAUAAAACUUUAUGCUUGCAGGGAAUAUGAUUGUCUAUGUAGAAAAUCUGAUAGAGUUGACCAAAAAAAACCCAAACAACCUGCUGGAACUAAUAAACCGUUAUAGCAAAUUUGCAGGAUACAAUGUUAAUAUACAAAAGUCACUUUCCUAUAUACUGUUGAUGAACAUGUGUAAUUUGAAAUUAAAAACAAUGUCAUUUGCAUUAGCACCCCUCCAAAUGAAAUACUUAGGUAGAAAUCUAACAAAAUAUGUACAAGAUCUCUAUGAGAAAAACUACAAAAUACUAAUGAAAGAAAUCAAAGAAGAGCUAAAUAGAUAUUCUAUGUUCAUGGAUAGGAAGACUCAAUAUUGUCAAGAUGUCAGUAUUUCCCAACUAGAUCUAUAAAUUCAAUGCAAUUCCAAUCAAAAUCCCAGUAAAUCAUUGUGUGGAUGUCAACAAACUGAUUCUAAAGUUUAUCUGGAGAGGCAAAAGACUCAGAAUAGGUGACUUAAUAUUGAAUGAGAAGAACAGAGUCAGAGCAUAACCUGACUUCAAGACUACUAUAAUGCUAUAGUAAUCAAGACAGUGUGGUAUUGGUGAAAAAAUAGACAAGUGAAACAGAAUAGAGAGCCCAGAAGUAGACUCACAUGAAUAUAGUCAAUGGAUCUUUGAUGAAAGGGCAAAGGCAAUACAAUGGAGCAAAUAUAGUCUUUUCAACAAAUGGUGCUGGAACAACUGGACAUCCACAUGCAAAAAAUAAAAAAUAUGAAUCUAGGCACAUACCUUACAUCCUUCACAAAAAUUAACUCAAAAUGGAUCAUAGGCCUAAAUGUAAAACAUGAAACUAUACCUAGAAGAUAACAGGAGAAAACCUAGAUGACCUUGGGUAUAGUGUUGCCUUUUAGAUACAACACCAAAGUCAUGAUCCAUGGAAGAAAUAACUGAUAAGUUGGACUUCAUUAAAAUUUAAAUUGUCUGCUCUGUGAAAGAUAACUGUCAAGAGAAUGACAAGUCAAGCCACAGAAUGGGAGAAAAUAUUUGCAAAAGACAUACCUGAUAUCCAAAGGACUGAAUGAACAAACUGUGGAGCAUCUAGACAAUGGAAUGUUAGCACUAAAAAGAAAUGAGCUAUUGAGUCAUGAAAAGACAUGGAAGACCCUUAAAUGUGUAUUACUAAGUGAAAGAAAACAAUAUGAGAAGGCUACAUACUAUACGAUUCCAACAAUAUGAUGUUCUGGAAAAGUCAAGACUGUGGAGACAGUAAGAAGACCAAUGGUUUCCAGGGAUUUCAGGGAGAAAGGGAUGGAUAGGCAGAGCACAGAGGGUUUUUAGGGCAGUGAAACUACUCUGUAUGAUACAAACAUAAUAAUGGUUAUAUUUGUCAAAACCCAUAGAAUAUAACACCAAGAGUGAACCCUAAUGUAAACUAUGGUCUUUGGGUGAUAAUGAUGUGUCAGUGUAAGCUUAUCGAUUAUAACAUAUGUACCCUUCUGUUGUGGGAUUUUGGUAGUGGGAGACACUCUGUGUAUGUAGGGACAGGGAGUACCAUCUCUAUACCUUGCACUCAAUUUUGCUGCAUAAAUCUGCUCUAAGAAAGAAAGACUACUUAAAAAAAAAAAAACAGGGAAAGGAGGGAAGGAGAGGGGGAGGUAAAGGAAGGAAUGAAAGCAGUCUCCAGUCCCAAGCAAUACUAAAAUCCAGCAAAGUCCUUUCAGUUUCAAGACCUGAGAAUAAUCCUCUGUGAUUCAAGGCUUUGCCCUCUGGGCCCAACUCCAUUCUUGGAGUCAUUCUUCCUUUUUCUUGAAGGAUAGAACAUGUCAACAGCUCAGUAUUUCUAUCAGCCUGUUUGCUGCCUGUAGAAUUUCAGAAGUCCAACAGCCCUUUUUUCGCUCCAUCCCUUUCAGUUUAAGCUGUCAGUGUUUCUGCUGAUUAACAUUCUCAAAAAACUUGUGGGUUGCCUGUGUUUGUCAUGGGGAUCCACACCACAGACAAGAAGAUCCUCCAUAGAUCCUUCCUGGGUAACACCAUCUCUAUUCCUGGCUUCUGCUGAGAUGGUUGAGUGCAUCCAUGAGGUCACACCCUUAAUCUCUUCAGCCACACUGUUGGCUUUCUCACCAGUGCACACUUUCCCAACCAUGAAUCUCCUAAUUUUAGCCUCUUUUGCUAUCUGAACAGGCUGAGAAUUUCCCAAACCAUCAGGUGCUCAUCAUUUCUGUUAGUUCCUUCCUCAAUUUAUCUCUUCCCUCUAAAAUGUUACUAUAAACAGCCAGGAGGUACCAGGCUACACCUUCAAAACUUUGCUUAGAAAUCUAUCUCUUCAUGUUCAUUUACAAGUUGUGCUUUCCACCCAACAGUAGAAUACAGUUCAGCUGAGUUCUCUGCCACUUUAUAAUAAGUUUCCUCCAGUUUCCAAUAACAUGUUACUCAUUUCCUUCUGAGCACUCACUGGCAGAGUUUUUAACAUCCAUAUUUCUACUAAUAGUCUAUUCAAGGCAGUUUAGGCUUUUUCUAUCACGUGUCUCAAAACUUUUCAAGGCAUUACCUAAUUCUAAAGCCACUUCCUUAUUUUUAGGUAUUUGUUGCAGUGGCACCCCACUCCUGGGUAAUAGAAUCUGUAUUUGUUUCCCGGGACCAUAACAAAGUGUUACGAACUGGGUGGCUUGAAACAACAGAAAGUUACUCUCAUAGUUUCGGAGGCCAGAAUUCUGAAAUCAGGGUGUUGGCUGGGCUGCGUCCUCAUCUGGGCUCAUCUGGGGCUCCAAGCUCAUCCAGGUUGUUGGCAGAAUUCAGCUCCUUGCAGCAGUGAGACUGAGGUCCUCAUUUCCUUUCUGGCUGUCAGCUGGGCCACUCUGAGCCCUUGGAGGUCACCCAUGUUCCUUGCCACAUGGCCCCUCCAUCUUCACACUAGCAGCAGAGGCCAAAUCCUUCUCAUGCUGUGAGCCUAGGACUCUCCCUUUGCAACCAGCUGGAGAAAACUACUUUUAAAGGAAGUCAUGUGAUUAGGUCAGGCCCACCUGGAUACCUUCCUAUCUUAAGGUCCACUGAUCUGGGACUUUGAUUCUAUAUAUCUGCAAAAUCCCUUUGCAACAGCACCUUAUUAGUGUUUGAUCAAAUAACUGGGAGAGGCUGUGUGUACACCAGGGCAGGAAUUUUGAGGGUAUCUUAGGAUCUGCCCCUCUCUGUUUCCAGUAUCCAGGAAAGCUGUGGCCCGGCCCUCAUUCCUCACCCACAAGGAGUAGACGCAUCGACCCACAGUGCUGGCUCUCCUUGCUGACUGUAGGACUUCACUAAGUUACCUCCCACCUUUGAAGAUUCAUUUCUGCACCUAUAACAGGUGUAUUCUGAAGAUCCACUGUCACAACCAGGCAGAGCCCCUGGCCCAGGCUUACUUCCUCUCUGCUUCUCUGUGAGACGCCCCCACCCCUGACGGCUGUGAGAUGUCCUCACACUGGCUUCAGGAGCUAGGAGAGAGUGAAGAAAGGGCUUUAUGAAGCCACUCCUGUUCCAGGAGGCUGUUAGUGCCGUGGGCCUGGGAGAAGUCCCCUUCCUCUCCUUCACGCGUUUGAGGAGACGGAAGGAGCACAAUGAAGCCAAUCAUGAGGGCUGCAGCUGUGGGGAAGAAACCCCCUCACCCUCUUGGCCUGGAGGGCGACGUGACCAGGUGCCUUUGUCGUCUCAAAAGGAACCUCUUGCUAUGGUUCUAGCAGGCUGUUUUCAGGGUGACAGCCAGACCAGAACCUGCAGCGGGCCAGGGAGGUACAGCUGGGGACUUCCAAUGAAAAUGGCCAGCUGGACACCAGCCCCAUCCACAGAAAUGUUCCUAUUUGUUCCACAUGUUCGGCAUGUUUUUAGUUUAAUGGUUUCUAUUGUGGUGCACAGUGUUUCCAGCAAUAAAGUCAGGACAGACAGGAGGUAACUGUGGGCCCAGGAUCCCCAUAUAGCGAGUAGGGCACUGCCCAGUUGCCAGUGACCAGGGGUGUGAGUAAGGGUCUGAGAGGGGACAUCGUGGUUUGCUGCUGUUUGUGGGUACAGCUCACACCAAGAGAAGGGCAGUGCAAAGGGAGAGCAGGAAGAGAUGCAGGCCUGAGGGGUGAGGCCUCUACGGAGCUCACUCUGCUCCAUGUGGGGUCCCUCAGCGCUCUGCGUGCUGUGGAUGGAUUGGCGAGACAGUGUUUCUGAUGGGAAACUGGCUCUGCCUGAUUGGAGAGCAAGUCCAGAGCCCCCUGCCCUCUGGGGCUUGAACCUUGUCUGUUUGAAAGCGGGAUCCCCUUGAAUUUAGUUCCUUCCCACAGCAUUUCAGUGCAGUAGACAUCAAGCAUUUCUGACAGUCAUCGAGCACAGGUGGUGAGCUCCUAUCACUGGAGGUGUUCCAGGAACCAGGGCACUCUCGAACAGUGACUGUACUUCUUUUGGAGAAACUGCCACAGGGACCUGUCCAUCAUGUAACAUCAUGUAAUGCUGUGGUUCAAAAACCCGCCUUCCUACCUGCUUGUUACAAGAGGGUCACUAACUCAAAUUGCUCGUGUUUGGGCCUGAGACAAGUCUGGCCCUCCUGGUCAGCACUGAGAUCAGCACUUUGUUCAACACCCUCAACAAACACCCCUCAGCUUCUGGGAGGGAAGAGAGGCAGUCCCUGCCUUGGAAGGGCUCAGCAUCCAUGGAGAGAGGGGCCGAGGCCCAAAGUGGGGCAGGGAUCUUCUGAUAGCACCCAGGGCACUAGGAGGCUCCCUCUGAUUGAAACAGAAUGGGGAGAACUAGCCAGGGCGUCUGAAGUUCUGGGUGAAGUUCUCAGUGCUGUUGACAGAUCUUGUGAUGAAUUGACUGACUGCACGGAACAGAGCUCACCUGUCCAGUGCCUGGGAACCUUUCUGGAAAUUGCCAUGGAGUGAUUCUCUGGGAGACAGAGAUGCAGAUUCUCCAGAUGGCAGCCCCUUGGGACUACCGUCUUCGCUCUCCUCUUUGCACCAGGGCUGCAGGAACCCCGUGGGGAGGGACCCACCUGUAGGAGGGUGCUUGGCAGAGGAAGCAGAGACAAGGCCCCAGUCUGUGCUCUCUGGCUUUGGCCCCCACUCCCCCUGGGGAGAUAGGGCAGGUGGCUGCAGCAUGCUGGCAUUCAGGGUGAGCCCUAAGCAGGCCCAGAGGUGAUACUGGAGCCCCCAUUAGGGUCUAGGUGCAUCACCUAUACCCACGUGCAGCUGGGUUCCUCCACCCUUCCAGUGGGGCCUGCCAGGGGUCAAGUGGGCACAUUUAUACCCAUAAGGGCAUUCCUGGCACACAGUUGGCAUCAAACCCCAUUUAGGGUCAUGGCUACAUGAAGUCCAGUUGGAUGGCAUAGGGGAGGGCUCCUGAUGUGUAUGCCGCUGGGAAAAGCUAUUUUUAUUGCCCUAAACCUCAGCCUCCAGCUUGGGUGUGUCUCUGAGCAGGGGAGUGGUGAGCAUGGGUGGUGGGAGUGAGGAAGCAGAAAGCAGAGGGCCUGGGCAGCGUCCUGGGGAGAGGGAGGGGUGGGCGUUCCUAAGGCCCCUUCCUGUAAAGAAGAAGGCCCCAUUGCUUGGGACAAGCACAGUCCUGCAGGAGGGUGUCGGCGGUCCCUGUGGAAGGACUCCACACUUGGCAUCCGCCUCUGACCAGUCUCUUAUUUUAGAAAGAGGGCCGGACAUUUUGUGCAUUUGUAUGACUGAAGUUGCUGUGUGCUUGGCAUGACUAAAUCGCAGACUCUCACCAAAAGCAGAUGUUUAUCUCCAGAUGCCAUCCCAGCGAGCACAUGGCCUGAAUAAAUAAAUAAAUUACUCUGCAAUUUCAGAAGUAAAGCAUGCCUGUCAGUAUUGGCUUUCAGUAAUUUUCAAGGGAGAAAGUUCCAAAACAAAAGUCUGCUUGGAUUUGGAAAUGAUACCUCCUUCAAAGCUUAAUUCUUUCCUUAUGUUCAGAGUCUGAUAAAAAUGAGAUACAGAUUGAGGCCUAUUUUAAUACAGUCCUGCUAUCUGUACAGUGCUAAAGGAUCAAGAUAAAAUUUUGUGCAGGAAGUAUUUUGCUCAUUCAUUUGUUGAGCACACUCACCUCUGAGUGUGGGCUUGCCUGGACCCCUGCUUCAGGACCCCUGGGAAGAUGUGAGAGUGAGCUUAUAGCCACAGCGAGGCAGAAGUGGGCUGGGCAAUGGUCAGAUGGCAGGGAAUUUGGACACGGGCAGGGGGAGGGCAUCCAAGUGGAGGGGACAGGCGAUGGAAGGGGCAGGGUGCAGCUGGUGCAGAGCUCAGGUGGCAUCUCCCAGCAGCUGGAAUCUGGGGUGUAUGGAAGGUGGGAAGGGGUGGACUGUGAUGAGCUGCUUGUCUUUGGUAAAGCGUCAGGGUGGGGGGAGCAAAGGACCCACACCCUCCAGGCACCAAGCCUAGAGAGGGAGACGGUGAAACCCUGAUGGGUGUUCUGAAAACAGUAACUGAGCUGAUACAGUGGUACCUGCACACACCGUGGAGCCUUCCGUGCAAGUGUUUCUGCACGUAGGCUGCCCUCAGCUUGGGCAGACAUCAGCAGACCACGGGAGGCUCCCUGCUCCUUGAUGAGCGUCCCACCUGUUUUUUUUAAAACUUUUAAUUUUACAUUGGAGUAUCGCCGAUUAACAGCGUUGUGAUAGUUUCAGGUGCACAGCCAGGCAGCUCAGCCAUAUGUAUACAUGUAUCCAUUCUCCCCCAAACUCCCCUCCCAUCCAGGCUGCUACAUAACAUUGAGCAGAGUUUCCUGUGCUGUACGAUAGAUCCUUAGGAUCUCACUUUCUGACCAGACCCCUGGCCUCCUCAAUCCCUAACCUUCAGCUCCUCAGGCCUUGGUCACCAGGGUUUGCACAGGAUACUAACCAGGAGCCCUGCCCAGGGCCGGCCUCUCUCCCUCCCGAUUCCAGAGCUGGGUUUGGUCAGGGGAUGCAUGCCUGGGGUGUCCAAGGGUGCAGCAGGAACAGCCUUGUGGGGUGGAAGAGAGAGGGCUAGCCUGGCUCUAGGGCAGAGGAGCCAGUGGGAGAGAGUAUUCUGCCUUGUAGCCCACCAGGCUUCCUUGGUGCUGUUGCUGUCAGUGUUCCUGAGCCUGGGUGAAGACACAUCACGGGACAAUGGUGUGUGUACGUGAGUGUGUGUGUGUGUGUGUGUGUGUGUGUGUAUUGGGUGUGGGGUCAGGUGUGUGUGAUGGAGGGUAUGUGGGUGGAUUUAGAGGUGUGUGUGUAUGGGUAUGUGUGUAGGUUUCAGUGUGCAUGAGUGUGUAUGUGCAUGGGUGUGUGUAUAUGUGUGUGCGCAUGUGAUUUUAGGAUUUGUGUGAGUGUGUGGAUGUGAAUGAACGUGUGCAUGAGUAUGUAUAUGGAUUUGGGUGUGGGACCUAUGUGCACGUGAAGGGGUUGGGGUGUGAGUGUGUGUGCAUGGGUGUGUGAGAGGAUCUGGGUGGGUUGGGAGCCUGGACCAGGGUGCCCUGUGGCAGGACAAGGAAUUCUGCUUCCUAAUAGCCGAGGUCAGCCAUGUUCUGUUCUGUCGUCGGGCAGUAGCUGCCAAAGAAGCUGUGCAGCCCUGGGCAAGGGUGGAUCUGAGGCUGUCUGCUCCAGACUUUCCCCUCUACCACCCACAGUACGUUAGUUGCAACAUCUGAAGUAGGAAAUGUGAGUAUUCUCAGCCACGGCGGUUGAGGGAAUGGCGCUCGUUUGGGUGGUGUGCCAAAGAUACUUAGCAGCCACUACUGUCAGCUGCACAUUGGUGUCCCUUAGGGAGAUGGAAACCUGUGUCUGGGGCAGAAGUGUUGUCGUCUCAGAGGGACUUGAGUUUGGUCUCCACGUGUGUGGUCAACCCUUGCUCCUUGCCCACUCCAGAUCCAGCGUGUGAUACCUGUGCUCUGUGUGGGCUCUGGCUUCCCAUCCAGGUGUGUGGUCCUUCCAGCUGAUGUUGAAGCCUUCCUAUUGGUGACAGCCAGGUUGUACUGGCACUAGUUUUUCAUACUCUGUGCACUCCCCAUGCAACAGUUAACUAGUACCACCUCAGCACAGAGCAUAGCAGUCCUUGGACUACAUCACUCCAUCUGAGUGGCCCACCAGAGUGAGUCACAGGUCACAGGACCCAGUAACUAUGGAAGACCAGCAAUCUGUGCCCUAUCCAGUGGACACCAAACAGUACUGCUUUCAUCAAGUUUUGGGGCCACCAUACGAACUUUUUACUCUUCUCCCAGUCUUCUGCUUCAGUCACAGACCCUGGACCUUUCACACCCCAGGGAGGAGUUUCCCAGGAUGUGGGACUUUGGCAUGAACACUAGGAUGUCACUUCCCUGUCCUGGGACCUGAGGAACCCUAGUGAAUGCAGGGUCCACAUGGUCCCUCUGAAAAGGCACAGCGGUAAAGAAAUUCAUUAGCCAAAGUGGCUUCACAGCGCUAAAACCUCCCACCUGUGUUUCUCAAAUAAGCAAGGCACACACAUCCUUUGUGGGGGCAUACUACACUAGUUUCCUGUGCUCUCCCAUCUCCACCUCCACUGCUUCCUCCCUCCAUGUGAGAGGGACCCCAUGUUCAUCAGAGCACUCCAAGGACUAGCUGGGAAGGGCACAGGAUGUGCACAGCCACGGGGCUCCCUUCGGCCCAUCUGCUGCUGGCAUUGAGUGGCCCAACGCCCCACCGGACACCAAGGUCCCUGUUCUUAAUGCACCACCCAGGGAAACUUGGGUCGAGCUCUGGACUCUGGGAAGGCUGAGGAAGCUGGGUCAGACAUAGAAUUUCUCUUGGAAGGACAGGAGUUGUGGCACCCCAAGUUCUCUGCAGACCAGCAGAGAAUGGUAUCACCAUCUUCCCUGGUAUCACCCCACCCUCCUUCCCCCCUGGGCGGGGUGCCACUCCUAGCUGGCCAGGCUUUGGCUCCUGGCCAGCUGAGAGCCAAGGAUGGGAGAAGGAAAUGUGCAUGAGACAGCUACGCCAGCUCACCUAGGCCCAGGCUCCAGACAGGGAUGGUGACCCCCGCGGGUGGGCCCACACCCAGCUCCUCACUCCAAGGGGAAGUAGGACCCUCAUGGCCUCAUCUCUUGGACCCCAUCCUCCCUGAGUGCUGUCAGUUCCUCCCCAGUUGCUGUUGGUCCCACUCCCCACUGCAGUGUACGCAGUGCCUUGUUACAGCCAAAGGAAGCCUUUGGGCCAACUUUCCACUGAGGAAAGGGAGGCUGCUGUCCAACCUCCCUUCCUAAGCCUGGCUCAUCUUCUCCUUGAGUGACGGACGAUACUGCACAGAGCUCAAGGAGAGGCAGCUGAGGAGGGUUUAGGAGGAAGAGAGGCUCCUGGUUUAAUCUCCACCCCCUGACAAAGGGAAGGGAAGCUGAGGCUCUGCAGAAGGAGAGUGGACCAUCCCCUAGGCAGCUCAGGGCCCCGCUGUGGUGAGAGCCAAAAACAGUAUUACCCUGAGAAGGAGCAUAGGGCAGACAACCUCUGAGUCCACCCUCUGGGCCAAACCGUCCUGCCCGGGAGGUCAGGUGUUUCUCCCCAGUUCUAGUCCUGUAUUUUCAGGUCUUCACUGAAAGAGGCCAAAUGAGUUUCAAAAAUUUUAAGGAAAUCAAAAUUAAAAAGUAGAAAAAUUCACAAAUACAGAAUCUGCAAAUAAUGAGGGUCAACUAAUUAAUGGUUUGUGUUUACUUUCUCUCAGAAAGGAUCAUGCUGGCUUAAAAUAAAAACAUGUAUAUGGAAUGCUUAAAACUGGAAAAAAACUUAGGAAACUCUGGCUUGUGGAGGAGGAAACAAACCAGGAUACUGGGUGGAGUCACCUCGGGAGGCUAGGCCAAGGCCAAACGGGCAUGUAAAUACCUACUUUUGUCAUAUCUCUGGAUGAAUGUGGGCAAGCUGAAGAGUUCACGGCAGAAAUAGGUUUUUCCCACAUGCCACCUUCCAUGCAGAGCCGUCUGGGGUCCUUCUUUAAGGUACUAACUGCAUGCUGCAGUUCUGGAACCCUCCUGGUUCUUCCGUGACCCACAGACAUUGGAACUAAAUGUCUGCAUAGAUUAGGGAUGGCUCCAGCGUCCUUGCAAGUGUUGGGUGCGUCUUACUGACUUUUCUAAUUUAUGAUUAAAAAUGCAAGCAUCUGUGUGGAGCUUUGCAACACAAGUUUGCCUUCCCUGAGCUUCUGGAUCAGUGUCUUGACAUUGCAAGGCAAACUUAAAAACAAAACAUUACAUUUCCUGUAAAACCAACAAAAUAAAUUGUAGCUGAGACUGACCAUAAAACAGCCUCUUCCUUGACUACCGUGGUAAAAGUCACAGUUUAAACACAUAGUAGUAAGUGUAUCAUUAGACUGAUUUGAAAUCAAGCUUUAAAUCCAUGAUCUUCUCUCUGGGAUUGUUCUUCAAUUGCAAUUCUCAUCUUAUUUAUGGAUUGACCAUUAAACAUUAAUUCCUAUGAUAAUAACUGGUCCUGAAGAACUGUUUGCAGUAGUAACUGUGCAGACACAUUUUCACCAGGUGCCCUGCAGGGUGGGAGCCUGUGCACCUCCCCUCCAGACUGAUGGUUGCUUUUUAGUACACCUUGUGGUGAUAUUCUCAAAACUAUUUUAGCAGAUAUUCUUUGUGAGAGGAAAGAAGAGGGGAAAUUUAUGCUGGAAAAAUAGUUGUCUUCCCUAGUUACUUUUUAAUCUACAUAAGGAAAAGGAGGUUGUUUUCAGGUAAAACUCUGACUUGCAGACACAGCUAGAGUGUUUGACUCUGGAAGCCCAGGCUCCAAGGGCCAUCAGAAGAACUCUCUGGCCACGCAUGCCCUGAGGAGCAAUGCCAACCAUGAGCUGCUGUCAAGUUUCAUGUCUUCCUAUGAUGUCAGGUACAUUUGUAAUGUUAUGCAAUGUUUCUAUACAUUCAAGAUUUUGUCACACAAACUUCUUUCCCAUGGAACUGGGCCCAGAAGGAGGAGGUUGUAUCUCCAUCACCUUUGGCGGCCACUCCAUGGAAGCAAGCCUUCCAUCACAUGGGCUCCUGGAGCCAUGUGCUAAUCCACUAAAACCAAUGUGGGGGAGCUGUUCUGGGACUUCAUCCCCCACCAACUCAGAGGUAAUUAUGCAGUUAUUUAUUCAUAUGUCCCUGUGUGUGCGCACACAGAGGCAUACACACACACAGACACAUAUGUGCAGACAGACUCAGGCACAUGAUGCUCAUGGAGACACACAGGCAUGAGGAGACCUGCAGUCCCACACAGAAACAUGCAGACACACAGACACAUGGAAACGUGCAGGCACAUGCAGACAGGCACACACACAGCAUAUACUCAAUGUACCUUGUUCCAAAAGUUUUUAGAGCAGCUUCUAAAGGAUGCAUAAAAUAUCUCAGAAAAUAGAUUAGUUACAAGAAAGGAAAUUUGGAAAAAGGAUAGUGACUUCAGAUGGAGGUAGGAAUAAAAGCUAACAGAAAGCAUAACAAUGCUGAUGCAGUGACAGCUAGCUCUCCUACAUCACUCACCAUGCACCUGGGCUGAGGCAUGUGGGAUUAUCCUGCAUCUCCCAGGUGAGAAGCUGCAUGUCCAGCCACCUCUUCUGGCAUCCUUUGAUGGUGUCGUCAUGUGAAGCACAGAACCAUCCAGCAGGAGCCCCUCUGAGCCACGUUUGUGACCAGCGCCAGGCAAUGCCUCGCACAGGUCGGUGCCUCUUGGUGACAGAACGGGAGUCCCUCCUGAGAUCUCUGUGUGUGUGCUCUGCUCCCGCAGCCUGUGUCUGGCCUCUCUCAUGCCCCAGAUGAAGGCUGUGGCUUUGGCAUUUACAAAGGCCAUUGCUGGAGCCUUGUGGGCUGUUCUCUUGGGCCCAAAUAUGGUUUGGAGUCAGAGAAGAUAUUUUAAGGAGGAGUGGGGGGGCUCCUGUUUGGACAACCCCUGUGUCAUCAUCUCUGUCCUUUUUGUUCAGAGGAAUGAUUGGCAGCCAAGAGACCUGUCCCAGCUGUACGGCCAUGUGGUCCCAGGCAUUUCCUUCCCUCUCCAGGCCCUUCCAGCUUGGCCACCUGGUCAGUAAGGGCCUGCUGCUUCUUGGGCCCUUUAUUUAUUUAUUUUUUGAGGCAAGGAAUACGACUUUAUUCGGAAAGCUGGUAGAUCAAGAAAUGGCAGACUAGUGUCUCUGAAAAACCAUCUUCGGGCCCUUUAAAUGAGCUUGUUUUUCUGGUAAGACUAGACUCUGCACUCACAUGAUGGGAAUAGAAACCACAGGCGGGACCUCAGAACAGAACAGGUGCAAAUUCUCAACUGAUAGAUACCAUCUGGCAGCCUGGAAAAGCUAGAGUGGAAGAGAAGCAAAAACUCAGGUAAAACCCCACCAAGUGAACAGGAGCCUCAUGGGGCAGGUGCAUGGUCAGGAUCCUGCCAGAGUCUUUGUAGCACUCAUACUGUCUGAAGCUCUCCUGUGUGUUUAAAUCCUUAUGUGUCCCCACACAACAACUGUGGUGUAAGACCCAUAAGACCUGGGACUUUAUCCAAAAUUAGUGAUGAGUUGGAGGUUCCAUCUCAGGUGCACAUCGGGCCUCAUUGGCAGCCUGAGUGAGGUGGAGCAGCCCAGGCGAAGUAGAGCAGGUAUUGAGACAGAGGCCUCAAGAGAGGAGAAGGUCCAAGGCCUGCACAUGUGUACUUCACUCUCUGAGCAACAGCAUGCUGGAGUUGAGUCACAGCUAUAGCCCCCCAGGGGACAGUUUGAAGGGUGCUCAGCUGUCAUACUUGGUUGUUUCUGUCCAAGCCUCAUCAACCAUGCAGUUUCCUUUAAUGAGGACAGGAGCACAUCGUGUACAUCUUUCCCAUCCUCCCCAGUGGUCCCCGGUGGCUUUAAUCUAGCUGAUUAUGGUCUCUGUUACAACUAGGUACUUAACUCUGCCAUUGUAGAGUAGAAGCAGCCAGCGACAAUAUAGAAACAAAGGGGUGUGGCUGUUCCAAUAAAACUUCAUUUAUGAAACAGGUGGCAGUCAGACUUGGCCCAAGGGCCAUAGUUUACCAACCCGUCCUAGAUCAUCUCAUCAGUUUACACUCACGCUCUAAGACCAUCUUAAAACAGACACCCUCCCCACAUCCCUGCAGUCCUCUCCACUUACUGCUCCUCCAAGAGACUCCAAAUGCUUCCCUGUGCUUGCCCCCAGCCACCAGCUGGGAAUCUCCCCCUCCAGACAGGCUCCUGUCUCCGCCACUCAUUGAUACUUAACAUCUACCUGUGAGGUGCUUGGAGGGUACCACCUAUGAAUUCUAUCUGUGAUGUCCUGGGAGGGGACUGAGCAAUGGGAUACAGGGUGGCCUCACCACUGUAGAGAGGCCCACAGUGAGUGGGAGCUCCAUGCACACUCACAGUCAGGUUUUUUGGAGUGAGGAAAGGGAGACCUGGAGUCUCCUGACCAGAGUGGGACUCUGGGUGCUGACCAAGGGAUGGUCUGAUUCACAAACCAUGCAGCCCUGGAUGCCCAUGGAUUGUUGACGAACUGUUGAGAUGUAACGGGGUUUGCAGGGGGUGGCAGAGGGGCCUUGGCUCAGGAGGACAUGCUGGAACUUCCCUAGUCAGAGACAGCAGGGGAGGCCAGGCCCAGGGUCCAGGAAGCCGCUCUGAAUCCCAGUUCCUCUUGGCAGAAUCUAGACUCAGGUCCCCAGAUGCUGGAGAGACACUCGGUGGGCUCUGUGGGGCAAAGCAGUAGGGGUGGGAUGUCUGGGCUGCAGUCUGGAGGAGAGAGGGAAGGGACCAGCUCCUGGCCUGUCCCUCAAGGCUGCCUCUGACCCAUGUGAUGGACCGGAAACGUAAUUUAGAAAAUCCUCAUGGCAUCACCGGAACUAGACUGGCCUGCUGCUUCCAGGAAGGGUGGAACCGCCCUCUUGUUCCCUGGGGUGGGCCAGGACCAGUGGGGCCACCAAGAUGACUCACAGGAGGGCCAAAGGCCCACAGCCAAUCCCAGCCUUGAGUUUCUGGUGUCUUAGGCCCACAGGUAUAUGCUCUCUCCUGGGCAAUCAGGCCUGGGCUCUGCAGUCAGGGUUUUCCUUGUGCUUAGGCAACCCCUGGGUUGGCUGGGACUGACGUACACAUCACCUCCUUUAACCUGCCCCCUAUUGCCCUUGGAGGGGUCCCUAUAUCCCAGGCUGGCUGCACUCUCUGAGUAGGGAUGGACCUCCUGAAUGAACGAGAGGGUGAUGCAUGAAAGAGAGCUGUACAGGCAGGAGAGAGGCCCGAACUUGCCCUGGGUGGCUAAGAGCUGGGAUCUCCCAGGUACCCCCAGCAUCUGGUCCUCAGGCCAAGCGGGUCUUGCAGCCCCAGCUUGGCCACCAUGUCCCACCCAGGCCCCGCCCUGCUCUUGCCUGGGCUCCCCACCCCAAGGACGCUAAGCUCAUCAGUCCCCUCCUGGCCCUGCCCCAACUCCCCAGAGACCCCUUCCAGGCAGGGGCUUUACCUCUCUCUGCCAGCAGUUCCCGGCACCCUGCUCCUGCUCUCUCCUGCUGCACAAGCUUGGCCAAGACCCCAGCUUACCGGGAUAGUAUAGUUCCUUCUCUCAGAGCUCAGCACAGGCUGUUCCUCCACAUAGCACCCUGGCCCGCUGGACCCCAGAGCGUCAUCCCUCAGAAGGGCUAAAAGAGGUGGGCUGCUGCCCAGGGUCUCACCCACUGCUGCUGCCUCUGGCCCUGCAUUGUCUCCUGAAAGUUUUGGAAAGUCCUGAAUGGUGAAAUACUCAGAAUAUCUGAUUUCACACAUACUCGACAGACUUCAAGAACAGGAGUGGGGCUUCCCUGGUGGCGCAGUGGUUGAGAAUCUGCCUGCCAAUGCAGGGGACAUGGGUUCAAGCCCUGGUCUGGGAAGAUCCCACAUGCCGCGGAGAAACUAGGCCCGUGAACCACAACUACUGAGCCUGCGCAUCUGGAGCCUGUGCUCUGCAACAAGAGGGGCCGCGAUAGUGAGGGGCCCGCGCACCGCGAUGAAGAGUGGCCCCCGCUCGCUGCAACUAGAGAAAGCCCUCGCACAGAAACGAAGACCCAACACAGCCAUAAAUAAAUAAAUAAAUAAACAAUAAAAAUGAAGGAAUUCCUUAAAAAAAAAAAGGAGUGGCUGGGAUCUCUGCUUCCUUCUCUGGAGUUAGCCUGUCUUAACAUCCGGAGUGUGGGCUUCUUGAGGGCCGUGUUGGUUUUCUGGGUGUCCUCCCCUCAGAGAGCCAGUUGAAGGAGGAGCCUCAGCUGUAGCACCCAGCACAUCAGUGGAGUUGCUGGGUCACCGAGGGAAGGGGCUUCACGGAUGCAGCUGAGUUGGGCAGGGGAAGGGGUGACACCCUCCAGCACCUGAGGCUCACUCCUUCAGGGUCUGUAGGGCUCUGACCCCUCCCUGCCUCACCUGGGUUUCAAGGUACAAAUACAAAUUCCUGAGCCCCACAACAGGCCAGGACCAGAACCCUAGGGAGCCCAGAGAUCUGCAUUUGUAGCCUAAUGACUCUGAAGCCUGUGGCGUGUGAACCCCUUUCUCCAGAAGCGAUAGUACCCAGUUAGUAAGACCCCUCCCCUGAAAAAAGUCUGACGGAAGUACUCCUUGUUCCACAUGACCCACACAGCCAGGGAGUGGUCACCCAUCAUGGCAGUGUGCCCUGGCCGUGGGCUCCAUGACUGGGGUUAGGGUAGAGUAGGCUAGAGGACUCACCUGUGGUAGGGUCUGGAGGGUGUGGCCCAGGGCCUGGGGGUGCAGUAGAGGGGCCAAGGGAGACUGCUGAGAAGGCCGCAGGGUGGCCAGGGCCCUGGGAGGGGAGGGAGCCUCAGUGUGGACACCUCUGAGCUUUCCCUGAGGGGUGGCCCAGAGGCACUAAGACAGGUAUCACUGAACUUGUAUGGACCAGCUGGCCUGCCUGUGGUGGGAGAUGGCUCCCUGCAGGCCCAGGGUGGGCUAUGAUGCUAGGUACAUGGGCCAGCGGCUUCCAAGUCCUGGGCCCCACCCUCAGGCAGCAGUCUGGUGUCCACUGGGGGAAGCCAACACUACAGGCAUGUUUGCUGACCCCCCAUGGCCAUCUACCCUAGGCAGGUGUGGCUUGGCCCUGUCUGACUCUCCUUUUCCUUGCCUGUCUUGAGUCAGCACAGGGGCCUGGGGUGCAGAGGUGUUGAUGAGGCUAAGGUGCUAUGGGAGAGGUCCCACCUUUCCUGGGACUCCCCAGUCCACACUGAGCGGGCUAUCAACAGUCUCUGAGAAGACACCACUGGUGGUCCCCUCAUCCCUACAGGACAGAGUCUCUGCUCCUGUCCUACUGCACUCUCUCUCUGUGCACCAUGUCCUGGUCACCCCCAACUACCCCACCUACCCUUAUACUUUUUAUUGAGGUGAAAUUUGCAUAACAUGCAAGUAACCAUUUUUAAGUAACCUUUUUUUUUU
Messenger RNA from Globicephala melas (long-finned pilot whale), 27251 nucleotides. RefSeq names its product synaptosome associated protein 47 (gene SNAP47). Gene Ontology annotation, cellular component: plasma membrane; SNARE complex. Gene Ontology annotation, biological process: synaptic vesicle fusion to presynaptic active zone membrane; synaptic vesicle priming; exocytosis. The record is from RefSeq and is a predicted model, not a curated record. Lineage: Eukaryota; Metazoa; Chordata; Mammalia; Artiodactyla; Delphinidae. Gene Ontology annotation, molecular function: syntaxin binding; SNAP receptor activity.